Rotaria sp. Silwood1 is the source of this 633-nucleotide messenger RNA. NCBI's taxonomy places the organism in Eukaryota, Metazoa, Rotifera, Eurotatoria, Philodinida, Philodinidae. The record is from the annotation of a GenBank genome assembly.
AUGAUUGGUGUUGACUUUGCUGAAAUCGACAAAACCAAAAGAUAUCAACUUCUUUGCAGUGCCAUCGUUCCUCGACCGAUUGCUUUUAUCAGCACUAUUGAUAGUAAAACAGCAAUAAAAAACCUGGCUCCAUUAUCAUUUUAUAAUUGUGUUACUAGUGAACCACCUACCGUUAUGUUUUCUUUAACCCGAAAACGUGAUGGAGGUAAGAAGGAUACAUUGAUUAAUAUCGAAAAUGAAAAGGAGUUCGUAAUUAAUCAUGUAACAAAGGAAAUAUUCCCGCAAGUGUUUGAUGCAUCUGCUGAAAUCCCAGCAGAUCAAGAUGAGUUCGAUGUAGUUGGUCUAACUGCAGUAGCCGGUGUCAAGGUAAAAUCACCAAGAGUAAAAGAAUCCCCUAUUCAAAUGGAAUGUGAACUUUACAAUUCUAUGGAAAUCGGAGAUGGAAACUAUGGUAGCGCAACAAUAAUAGUUGGCAAAGUACUUUAUAUGCAUAUCGAUGAAUCAUUAUAUCAAAAUGGAAUGUUAAAUACAUCGUCUAUUACAACUAUUUCAAGAUUAGGCAAUAUGAGUUAUGGUUACGCUGAACAUAAAUUUGAUAUUGAAAGUGACAUCUGGAAUGUAUCUAAAUGGUAA